AUGACCAUGACGGGCGAAACAACAACCGUCAACGCCGACGACUUCAGCUCCCGCAAGUUCGACUUCCUGGUCGUCGGUGGGGGGACAGCCGGCCUGGUCGUCGCCGCUCGUCUAGCCGAGGCCAAUUCCUCCUACACCAUCGGCGUGCUCGAGGCGGGAGGCGUCGCGGAAGAUGACGAGGAUAUCCAAAUCCCCGGCCACUACGGACGGUCAUUGGGCGGCCGCCUUGAUUGGCAUCUCGAGACAGUACCGCAGCAAGGUCUCGGGGGGCGAAGGCUACCCUGGCCUCGCGGAAAGGUCCUCGGAGGCACCAGCGCUCUGAACUAUAUGGCCUGGAAUCGCGCUAGUAAGGAUGACUACGAUGCAUGGGAAGCCUUGGGGAAUGCCGGAUGGGGUUGGGACGAGCUUCUGCCUUUUUUCAAGAAAUCCGAGACGUUCCACCCACCCAGUAAGAGUGUGCAGGAACAAUACAACGUAUCCCAUGACGCAGACACGUUUGGAACUUCAGGCCCCAUCCAAGUCUCGUAUCCCACCGACUACUCGCCCUCGCAUCGCCUCUGGCACAGCACGCUCAAUGCCCUGGGCGUUGAGACCAACUCAUCCCACGUCGGAGGCUCAAACGUCGGCGUUUGGACGACUGUCAACGCGGUAGACCCGCGAUCCGCCCGCCGGUCCUUCGCCACCGACUACUGCGCUGCUGCGCCGGCUAACCUGCACAUCCUCACUCACGCGACGGUAAAUGAGAUUGUCAUCCAGGAUGUCGAUGGCGAGUGCGUUGCCACCGGGGUCCGGUUUGCGUGCCAGGGCAGAGAACACGUGGUUUCCGUGUCCCGCGAGGUUAUCCUCUCGGCCGGGAGCAUCAAGUCACCGCAGAUCUUGGAGCUUUCGGGCAUAGGAAACCCCAAGGUGCUAGCCCAAGCUAAUGUGUCCCUCAAGGUGGACAGCCCGAUGGUCGGAGAGAACCUGCAGGACCACUUGAUGCUGGCUACCAUCUUCGAGGUCGACCCUCUUCUCGCUAACAAGGAUGACGUGCUGAAGGAUGAGACACUCGCAGUCGCGGCUCGGGAGCAGUACGAUCGGGACGGGACCGGUCCGCUCACGAUUCUCCCCGUCUCUCUUUGCUACGUGCCCCUCGCCCACAUCGUACCAGACCAGUCUCUUGCUGGCCUGUACGCCAAGGCGGAUGGGUUGACUGCGUUUGAUGCAGAGAAGAAGGCGAUUCUGCAGCAGCGGCUCGACGGCCGUGCCAAGCUGGGCCAGAUUGAGUACAUCUUCGAUCUCGGCAACUGGAGCAACUUCUUCAAAGGCGAGGACGGCAAGAAGUACGGAACCAUGCUGCAGAUCCUCCAGUACCCCUUUUCCGUCGGCUCGAUCCACAUCUCUCCCGCAACGGACCACCCCACCACGGCAGAAGAUCCGCCCGUCAUCGACCCGCAAUACUACGGCGGCGCACACGGCGCCCUCGACGCGGACGUCAUGAAGGAGUGCGCUCGCUUUCUACACAAGAUUGUCAAGACCGAGCCGCUGUCUGGCAUCAUCCUCGCACCAGCCUCGCCGUCUGCGGCCACGAUCGACAGUGAAGAUGGCCUCAGCGAGUGGAUCGUGCAGAACACCAUCACCGAUUGGCACCCGGUAGGCACCUGCGGCAUGGGCGGGCGCGCUGGAAUCAAGGGCGGCGUCGUCGAUGAGCGGCUGCGCGUGUACGGGGUUCGGGGGCUAAGAGUUAUCGACGCCAGUGUCAUGCCGCUUCAGAUCAGUGCGCACAUCCAAGCUACGAUAUACGCCAUUGCGGAGAAGGGGGCCCACAUGAUUUUGGAAGAUGCCCAGGCUGCCAAGUAA
Ilyonectria robusta is the source of this 1839-nucleotide messenger RNA. RefSeq lists its product as uncharacterized. Lineage: Eukaryota; Fungi; Ascomycota; Sordariomycetes; Hypocreales; Nectriaceae. The record is from RefSeq and is a predicted model, not a curated record. The transcript is spliced from 3 exons. The coding region runs from base 1 to 1839 and encodes 612 amino acids. Gene Ontology annotation, molecular function: oxidoreductase activity, acting on CH-OH group of donors; flavin adenine dinucleotide binding.